Messenger RNA from Eptesicus fuscus (big brown bat), 1884 nucleotides. RefSeq names its product endogenous retrovirus group S71 member 1 Env polyprotein-like. The coding region runs from base 1 to 1884 and encodes 627 amino acids. NCBI's taxonomy places the organism in Eukaryota, Metazoa, Chordata, Mammalia, Chiroptera, Vespertilionidae. The record is from RefSeq and is a predicted model, not a curated record. The transcript has a single exon.
AUGUGCCUGUGGCCCCUCACGGCGAGUAAUCCCCACCUGAGGGCUAAUUACACUUGGGAACUGACCCGGACUGUGGAUGGGGCUGUUAUAGGUCACAUCACAACCCCAGAGCCCCCCUCCAUAGAGACUGACUUAUGCCGAUUAUUUGGGGAAACUUGGAAUAAGCCAGAAAGCGAUAUCCACUACAUUUCCCCAGUAGCACAUGGGGCAUAUCAUAUGGGAACUAGUUAUGGGUGUGGCACCCUCAUCUUAGAACGAGGACUUUGGCGAACUCAACAUUACGUCUGCCCAGCCGAAGGUAGCCCUGAAUGUGGAACUGACGGGGACUAUUAUUGUGCCCAGUGGGGUUGUGAGACUAUGGCACUAUGGACUAACAGAGAUCCCGCCAUCCGGUUUAAGAGAAUAGUCCGCCCAGGGGCCCCUUCCAAUAACUGUAUGGUAGGAGACUGCAAUCCCAUUGUUAUCACCCCCCAAAACUGGUGGGAGAAAUACUGGGAUGCAGGAAAAACUUGGGGACUGAGACUCUAUGUAGCUGGAAGAGAUCCUGGGGUCCUCUUCACCCUCCAGAGAACCCAGCGGAUCCAAAAGAAAAACCCCAUCGGGCCUUUAAGACCCUUAGACCAGGGGCUGCCUCCAGUACAGCCACUGAGGCCCCGUCCCACACCACCACCUCCUGCCCGGAACAAUACUGAGUUAACUCCUCUGACCAAGGUGUCAGUGACCCUUGUUCCUAAGACUCAUACUACCAAACCAGGCUGGAGACCUAUCCUGGACACUCUGGAUGCGGUCUUCAACUUUCUAAACCAGACCUCCCCAAAUGCCACCAGAGAUUGUUGGUUGUGUUUAAACCCAGAACCCCCCUACUAUGUUGGGAUAGGGGCAAAUGCCACUGUUGGUUCAAAUUCAUCAGACAUUAGAAAUGUUUCAAUUACAAACCCCCCACAAGGGGUGUGCAGAUGGGGACAAACCCCAAAAUUAACCCUUGGGGAUUUCCAGGGACAAGGUACUUGUGUUAUGUCCUCAGAGUUUGAUUUAUCAAAAUCCCCCUACGGUGAAUCCUGUUCCUCAGUACUGAGGUUUGGUCAGGACAGUGAAGAGGAGACAGACCGGUACCUGGUGGCCCCUGAAGGCACCUGGUUCGCGUGCACCACAGGAAUCACCCCUUGUGUCUCUCCUCUGACACUGAUGCACCCCCGCAAGCCUUCCUUAUGCAUCUUAGCUCAUAUCCUACCCCAGGUGUAUUACUAUUCUGGGGAGGGGGGGCGCGAGCACCUGGGUCUAGCCCCUGGGCGAAUUCGUAGAGCCCCAGUAAUUAUCCCCCUGCUUGUGGGUCUGGGAAUAACUGGAUCAGCUGCAAUAGGCACUACAGCACUGGUCACGGGAGACAAAAAUUUCAAGGAACUUAGCAGCCAAGUAGAUCUAGAUCUAAGCACCCUAGAGGAGAAUGUAAACCGCCUAGAGGAUUCUCUCAGUUCGUUAGCAGAAGUAGUCCUACAAAAUAGAAGGGGUUUAGACUUAUUAUUCAUGAAGCAAGGAGGACUCUGUAUGGCCUUAGGAGAAACUUGCUGUUUUUAUACCAACCAUUCUGGGGUCAUCAGAGAAAGCCUAAGUCAACUCAGAAAGAGACUCCAAGAUAGAGAGGAGAGGCAAAGAACUGAGGGAAACUGGUAUGAAAAUCUAUUCUCUUGGUCCCCAUGGCUAACAACACUCCUAACAUCUCUAGCAGGACCUUUGAUCUUAUUGUUAAUAGCUGCAACAUUUGGACCCUGUCUUAUAAAUAGUCUCACCAACUAUGUAAAAAGGCGAAUACAGGCAGUAAAGCUGAUGGUCCUGCGCACCCACUAUCAUCAUGUCUGCACUGAUGAUGGAGAAACAAUGAUUUGA